This is a messenger RNA of Engraulis encrasicolus (European anchovy), 4550 nucleotides long. It is a transcript of the gene dipk2ab, whose product is annotated as divergent protein kinase domain 2Ab. The record is from RefSeq and is a predicted model, not a curated record. The transcript has 4 exons. NCBI's taxonomy places the organism in Eukaryota, Metazoa, Chordata, Actinopteri, Clupeiformes, Engraulidae. The coding region runs from base 700 to 1989 and encodes 429 amino acids.
AAGAGCAGCAAGCCUUUCUGUCGGGAUCAGAAAACCUUGACGUUUCCGAAGGUACGGCGCGACUCAAGUCGAUUAAAGCCAUAUCCAAGUGAUGCAGGGCAUUGCACAUGUUUGUACCAAAAAAGGACUAUUGCUUCUUAUCGGAAAGACCCGGACGACGAAGAGUUAAGAGCCAAAAUCAGACUGUUUAUUACUAUGGCUAGGUGGCUAGCUAGUUUCUAGACGACUCUCGUAAUGGAAAGAGCACGCGAGUGUUCUUAAUAAGGAUGCAUCAUGUACGUGGAAUUAACAUCACAUCGCAUUGAUCUCGCACCGGCGGCAACAAAGUGAUUGUUCCUCGCGCGUGGAUGACAGCUGCAACUUCGAAGAAUGAUACAAACUAAACGCUAAGAGGAACACUUCUUAAAGACACAGGGGGAGAAAGUCUUACAGAAUGCCAGUCAGGGCUCUCCAAUCCCUGGUCCAAGGGGACCUCUCUGUCCCUCUGCCUUGGUUGCAGCUCUAAGAUGCAGGAGACCAUGAGUGGGUGUCGGGAGUCCUCCUCAGGGAGACAGUGAGGCCUCUCUCUCUCUCCUCCCCACUGCUCCCCUCCCCUCUCCUCUCCUAUCCCCUGACCCUUAGACUCCCUCCUCCCCUCAAACAUCCACCAUCCACUGACCCCAUCCACCUGCUCCUCCACCGCCUACCCCACAACCACCUAUGACCAUGCUGCGCUUCCUGCCUCUGAAGCUGGGCCGCGUGUACCGCUGUGCCAAGCUGCUGCUGCUACUGGGCCUGUGCGUGGUGGUGCUGAUGAACACCCACAGCCUGUUCGCCUCCUUCCAGAAGAACGAGCUGACGGACCGGCGCUUCAUCAACCUCAACAAGUGCCCGGCCUGCUUCGGCACCAGCUGGUGCCGCAAGUUCAUGAACGGCCAGGUGUCCUUCGAGGCCUGGGGUCGGCUGCGCUUCCUGGACGUCUUCAACGUCAAGAACGUCUUCUUCGCGCAGUACGGCGAGCCGCGCGAGGGCACCCGGCGCAUCGUGCUGAAGCGCCUCGGCUCCAGUCAGGAGCUGGCCGACAUCGACCAGAAGAUCUGCAAGCGGGCCACGGGGCGGCCGCGCUGCGACCUCAUCCAGGCCAUGUACAAGACGGAGUUUGCGCGCCUCAACGGCGACGUGCGGCUGCUCACGCCCGACGUGGUGGAGGGCUGGUCCGACCUGGUGCACUGCCCCUCGCAGAGGCUGCUGGACCGCGUGGUGCGGCGCUACGCCGAGACCAAGGACUCGGGAAGCUUCCUCCUCAAGAACCUGAAGGACACGGAGAGGAUGCAGCUGCUCAUGACGCUCGCGUUUAAUCCGGAGCCACUGGUGCUGCAGAGUUUCCCGUCGGACGAGGGCUGGCCGUUUGCCAAGUACCUGGGCGCGUGCGGCCGCAUGGUGGCGGUGAACUACGUGGGCGAGGAGCUGUGGAGCUUCUACAACGCGGCGUGGGAGACGCGCGUGGACCUGGCGCGCCAGCUCAUGGACAUCGCAGAGCAGCUGACCAACAACGACUUUGACUUUGCCCUCUACCUGCUGGACGUCAGCUUCGACAACUUCGCUGUCGGCCCGCGGGACGGGAAAGUGAUCGUGGUGGACGCCGAGAACGUCCUGGUGGCCGACAAGCGGCUAAUAAGGCAGAAUAAGCCAGAGAACUACGACGUGAUGUACGAGAGCAAGUUCGAGGAGUGCGACAAGGAGGCCUGCCUGUCCUUCUCCAAGGACGCGCUCUGCACGCGCGUCACCGCUGACCACAACUACUACGCCAUCUGCCAGAACCUGUUGUCGCGCUACGCCACGUGGCGCGGCAGCACGGGGGGCUUGCUCCAUGACCCCCCCUCCCAGGUGGCGCAGCAGCUGGAGGCACUCCUGGACGAGUGCGCCAACCCCAAAAAGCGCUACGGACGCUUCCAGGCAGCCAAGGAGCUGCGCGAGUACCUCACCCAGCUAGCCGGCCCCAAUAGGUAGUGAUCGUUUAAGAUGCUGUUAAUGCUAGCGGUAGCAUUAGCGAGCUAGGUUAGGCUAGGCUAAGCUAAGCUAAGGCCCUGUUGUAUGGGUUUCAUUUGUGGGCUGUGCCCAGACACCGUCCCCAUCGUUGACCUGACCUGACCUCCUGUUUUUGACAUCAUUUCCUCUUUUUUUUCUUCGCAUGGCAGCAUCAUUUUGUCAUAAUAAAAAAAAGUUUGUUUGAGUACUCAUGAAUUUGUGAUUUUGAUGAGCAUCAUUUGUCGGCAUUACUGGAAACCUCUGAUGCAAAAACGAACAAGCAAACAAACACCUCUGGAGACAUGAACAAGAAAACGGGAGAUGGGCCACCCAUUCCCUGGUCUUACAAUCACAUUCCCUCCAGAGCGAGAGGGCACCAACACAAGACAGGCCAGUGGACCAGGUGUUUUUUUGUUGUUGUUUAUUUUAUUAGUCUGGUCCUUCACGUCAGGCAAGGCAAGGACAAGCUAACCUAGCCAUCCACAGCAGGGGGUUGGCAUUGACACACCCUUGCCCCCUUACCUCCCACCCAUCUGUAUCCAUACGUACCCCCCCAUCCCUUCCCCUACCAAAUCUUCAAACACAGAACGCCAGCUUAUUCUGUCUGCAUCCAGUCUACAUCCAUUUUUUCACCCUCAUCAAGGGGCGAAUAGAACACAGGUCGUCGAGCAAGAGUGGCUUUCUUCAGCGGCACAGGGUGGUUGGGAAGCAAUGGAAGGGACUCUCCCCCCAAACUGAACUCAGUCAAAGAGGCACCGCUGAGGUCUCGUCACAGCAGGGUGUGCCCUGAGAAGGGGGCGCCAUGUGGGGGGAAAUGAGCCUGUUUAUGACUGGGCAUCUGCUCCUACAUCUGGAAAAACAACUCUUGCUUUUGUCACCUGUCAUGGAAAAUCACGUUUUUUUUUUUUUAUUUCUGUUCGUUUCGUCUGGGUCGUUUUAUUUUUAUUUUCUGCUCCCUUGUAAUUUUGGCAGUCGACAUUGUUGGUUGUGUUUCUGUCUUUGUAGGGGGAAAGACCAAGAUGGCGACUUGAAAAGAGACUUGUACAUAAGGGAAAAAAAUCAAAAAAGGGACUUGUGGUUUCCACUUGAUGCAAAUAUUUUGCAUAUACCAAAGAAUCAGGAUCAUUAUGUACCAUUCUGGUGUACCUUAGUGAGUUAGUGCUGUCCCCUGUUUUUUGUGUGUUUUUGUCCUCUUUUUUUCCACCCCAAGUCAAACCAGCUUUCGUUCUGCAGCACUAUGCGAAGAGGAGAACCUCAUUUUUUGAGGGGUUGUACAUUUAUUUUUUUAUGAUUUUAAAUUGGUCUCAAUCCAACACGACUCCAAACCCACCAAUGCUAUUAAGCCGGGGAGGUAAUAAAGGCCAUUAAUUGCCUACUAAUGAUAAUUAAUGUCCCUUUCGCCCCCCUUCACGCAUUUCAACUGCGCUAACUUGACGUGACACUGAAAAAGGGAAUGAACUUUCAUGUAGAGAGAGAGAGAGUGAGCAAGAGUGAGAAAGGCCGAGAGAAAGCGUGAGUGAGUGAGAGAUUCAAAAAUUCAGCCCCAGAGUCCUUCAGCCCCAGAGUAUCUUUUUUGCUGUGUUUUAAUUUCACAGCUCCCAAAUUGAAUUAAUCAAACAUUCAUCAAAUAUCGCCCCACACUCAAGUUCCAUUUGAAGUUUGAGCCACUGAGCUUUUAAGCUGCCAGACCUGAAUUUCUUAAUGAUUUAGCACAUUAGGUUGGAUUUUGCACUUGGUGAACCAAUGAAUCAAUGUGCGCGUGCGCGUGCGCGUGUGUGUGUGUGUGUGUGUGUGUGUGUGUGUGUGUGUGUGUGUGUGUGUGUGUGUGUGUGUGUGUGUGUGUGUGUGUGUGUGUGUGUGUGUGUGUGUGUGUGUGUGUGUGUGUGUGUCCAUUCGCAUACACCUUGUGCUAGUGAGUUAAAAGGAAUUUCACACUUACAAACAGUCUAAAAUCAAACUGAGCGACGCAUGCUCUUCAGAAGGUGUUGACAGCGAAGCAUGACCAAGCGUCUCAAUGGCCUGAUAAUCGUUCACUCUUAUAAAUGUGAAGACAUCAGAAAAAAUGAUUUAAAAAAAUCAACUGACUCUCCCAGGAGGGAGCAAAACUUUAGAUUUUUUUUCUAUUGCUUUUUCUCUCUUUUUACCAACUGCAGGGAGAAGCUUCAGCGUGUCUGUUUUGUGGUUUGGGAAAGCAAUAAGUGUAUUUUUGUUCUCUCUUUUUGUUUGUUUUAAAGCCCAACCCUAUGAUCUUUUUGAUUCGUCUGAUGUCAAAGUUCUCAAGUGGACGGAGAUGAGACCCUCUACAGGAGUUCAGGAUGAGCUUCAGGUGGGGGGAGGGGAAUUGUAUGUGCGUGAACAACUGUCUGCUUUUGUACUGUAAUUAUUUGUUUUGUUUGUUUUGUUUUCUUUUUGUUUUGUCGUUUCAUUUUGAGUAUUUUAUCAGCAGUGUCUGAUUUUACUGUGCCUUUCAUUCAAAAGUUGUCUUUACAACUUUUUAGUGGGUUUAAAUAUUAAAAAUAAAUGACUAUAUAUAUACACCCUUA